CGUGCCAAUUGAGGGCGCAUUUUAACUUCAGUAAGUAAGACGGCGACGUCCACAGUCGAGAAAAAGAAAAAUGGAAAGUCUUCAUCGAAUUCAACGAUCAUGAAGCAGCACCACUCCAUAGGCAAGCAUGAUCAGCAAGCACCUCGGUCACAUCACUGGGGGGAGUUAAUCUCCAAGCAAUCCCCACCCAAGGCUAUGUCUGUUGUAGAUAUGGACUCCCCAUCCCUAAACCCAAAAUCCAUUGACCUUGAGGGACCUCAUCUGCAUCAGCCGUCAUCCCACCACAAGACAAGUGCACACCAACCGCUACCAUCGGAGUUGGUUCGUCCGGAUGCCAUCAGCAUCCAUACCAUUCAGUUGUUCAGGAACAAUCGACGCAUUCGGACUAUCAUUGCAGCUUCUCAGCAGCUCCAACAAGAAAGCAGUAAAUGGGAGGACAGGAGUCACAGGCCUAGGCUGCAGUCUCUGCCUGCUACGCCACUGUUAUUAUUGCCCUCCAAGAAAAUAGGCAUACCUGCCAGUGACAACAGUGGUCAGAAUGGGCAUAGAGAGGAUUCUAGUUUCUGUAGACCCAAAAUGCAUACUAGCACUGUGGAAGUAGAUGAAGUAACUUCCAGAAAGCUACGCAGGAGAGCCAUUGCUACGCUGUGUGCACAUGCUGGAUAUGAAAUGAGUCAGGAGUCUGCUGUUGAGACCUUAGCUGAUGUUUUACAGGAAUACUUAAUCAAAGUCUGUAAGUUGCUAAGAGCAGCGGUUGACAGGGAGGCUUUGACUGGGUCUACUGGAUUCCAGGAUUCCUUGUCCCAAGUCUUACAGGAGAGCGGUGUUGGGAGCACAGACACCCUCUUCAAGUUCUGGAAAACAAGAAUCAAGGACUAUCAUAAAGCCAUGCAGAAAAGAAACACACAACUCCGAGAACAAUAUGACAAACUAAGGAAUCCUGGAGAUGUUCCAAUGUCAGGGGAUAGCAAGUCACCGAGGGUGAAAGAGGAACCCUUUGUGGACAUCCAAUUUCCAGACAGUGAACAGGACUCCUCCGAGGUCACACCUGAUGCUACGGAGCACCCAAAUCAGCCGUUGAAUUUCCAGUCCCUCUCCAAUAUGGAAUUGGAAGAGCAGACAAGGGCAACGACCAGCAUUACAGAAGAUGAAAAUCACUGGUAUCCACCAACCUAUGUCAAGACUGAAGCAGUAACUGAGGCUAGUACCAACAAGCCUGAUGAUGGAAGAGACUUGGAGACACAAGAGCACAGUGACCAGGGUGAGGAAGAGAUGGAUACCAGUCAAUCAAGUCGGUCUCCAGCCGUUGUAGUUGAUGUUGAUGUUACCUCACCACAAAGCCGCUCCAACAGAGAAAUAGCUCCUAUGAACCCAAAGAAAAAGAAGAAGAAAUGAAAGCAUGGAAGACAUUUUGUUGCAUCGGUCCUCAGUCUACCUGCUGUAAAACCAAGCCAAAGUCUGCUCUAUUUAAUGUGAAUUCUCUACACCGAGAAAACUCUGCAUCAAGGGAUACAAAUUUUCAUCAUUAGUGACAAAAAUAGUUUGAACAUUUCUACCUCCAUGGUUUGAACAACCAAAAGUCUAAACUAAAAUAAUCAAAUCCAAUUUUAACAAAUCCAUAAUUUGUUCACUCCAUUCCGCCAGGUGACACAAUGUAUAUGCUGCUUGUAACUAAAAGUAACAGGUUUAAAUUAUUGCAUAGCUCCAGCAAAAAAGUACGAUUCAAACUGUUUAUAAUAGCUGCUGGACAAUCUCGGUGGUCUAGUUGGUAAGACAUCUGCUCUAGAAUGGCAAAUGCCGUGGGUUUGAAUCCUAUCGAGUGAUAUGUCUGUGGAUUUUAUUUUGUUCACAAGUUUUGGGACGGUCUUUUGGACAUACCAUAUUUCUGUUAUGAGAAUUAUCUCUUCAUACUUAAAAGCAGCACUGAAUAAAUAAAAGAGUCUUACACAAACAA
Messenger RNA from Asterias rubens (European starfish), 1954 nucleotides. Its product is annotated as STAGA complex 65 subunit gamma-like. Gene Ontology annotation, molecular function: transcription coactivator activity; protein heterodimerization activity. Gene Ontology annotation, cellular component: SAGA complex. The transcript is spliced from 11 exons. Bases 100 to 1395 code for a protein of 431 amino acids. The record is from RefSeq and is a predicted model, not a curated record. NCBI's taxonomy places the organism in Eukaryota, Metazoa, Echinodermata, Asteroidea, Forcipulatida, Asteriidae.